Maniola jurtina (meadow brown) is the source of this 1642-nucleotide messenger RNA. RefSeq lists its product as uncharacterized. The coding region runs from base 158 to 874 and encodes 238 amino acids. The transcript has 4 exons. Lineage: Eukaryota; Metazoa; Arthropoda; Insecta; Lepidoptera; Nymphalidae. The record is from RefSeq and is a predicted model, not a curated record.
GUAAAUUGAAAUGUAAGUAUCUUUAAAAUCUGUCAUUAUCUGACAAUAAAUUAUUUACUGAUAAUCAUAGAUGAUAAUAUAAAUCUGUAGGUAAUUUAUGGGAUUUAUUAAUCAAUGCAUUUUUAUCUCAAAUAAAUCGGAAAUGUAAAGAGAAGCGAUGUCUCUCAUAAAGCUUCUCAAAUCGUCCAAAUUGUUCAAGAAAGACGUUAUCACAUUUCUGAUCAUAAAACGAUAUGAUCUUGGCGUAAUUGACGACAAACUUCAUUACAUAGCCGUGAAGCCGUCAGCGUCAGUAUCCCAACUUCGACAUAAAGUGUGGCACCUCCUCGACCUUCCAGACUAUUGUGAAGAGAUCAUCAUACUGAAAACUGAGAAAGACCAUGAAAUACCACUAACUGAACUCCGUAAAGGCAACAAUCCGCAACAUCCUUACGUUAUGGAGGUUUGGUUACCAGGGAAGAAGAGUUGUUCAACGUCAAUACAUAACAACAUGCUGACGAUGGGAGACAAGAAAACCUUAAACGGUGUACCACAAGAGAAUCUGAAAUCAAACAAUUGUAUUUUCGAAGAGGCAGCUAACCAAGAAAUGAACGAAAAAUCUUUUGGGACCGAAAUUUCGCGCACGACUAUUCUAUACAACACCAAAGCCCUUAACAAGUUACGCGUGAUGGAGCAGGACAGCAAUCAGAAGCUCCCAGGCACGGAAUACAAAAAAUCGGAACUCUCCUGCAAAAUGUCGUCAUCGUCGAUAUUUUUCAAACUUCACGGAAGAAAGAGUCGAGACAACUUCGUGAACAUUCUGCUCAAAAUACAAAACGAUUUGACAACUUUAGGCAAUAAACUGUCUGAUUUGGAAAAUCGGAUACACGUUUGAAUAGUUUGCUGAUCGCACGAGUCGCGCGUGUUCUACGCAAUGCAACGAAUGUGCGAUCAAUAUUUAUCUUAGGUAGAACGCGACCAGAUCUAUUUGCCCAUUUCUAUCGCUUUCUGUCGCUCAGAAAAAUAGUUGAAUAGAGCAAGACAGAUUGCUUGCAAGAAUCGAUAUGCGGAUCCUGAAUAGCUCUUGCAAGCAGUCUUUCUCGUUCUAGUGAUGGGUUUUCCAAGUGAAAGAAAGGGAUGGGGAUGUGGAAGAAAUGCUAUUGCGGGCGGGUAAUUCUAGUCCAGUCCUGUCCAGUCAUAUUUUUUUAUUGUUGGUUGGUUCUGUAAAUUAGUGUUGUAAUAAUAAAAACAUCUUGUUCUAGUAAAAAUAGUUUUACUCUCCAGAUUAAAAUAAAUAAUAGUUAUUGUAUAAACAAUAAUAUACAACAAUACUUAAAUAAAAAAAUAGUAUUAAUACAUUCAUGUAGUAGUAUACAUUUACUUCUCUUCAUCUACUUUAUAUGGAUCGAUUGAUAUUUUUAUGUACUUACAAAUUAUAAAAGUUUUAUCGAUACUGGUAAAAAAUUGUGCAAUAAUAAAGGCUCAUUUUUACUGGGCGAUAAAUUGGUCGACACAGCAUGCGGGAACACCCCGCAGGCGAAUUAUCCCGGCUAGUGAGAUAUAUUAACCGGUCAAAACUCCGGUUCGUCAAAGUACGCGGGAUAUCCCGCAGGCGAUGAAGUUCACAGUUCAGCAAAAAGGAAUGUUUUACAAAUCUGCACUC